GCUUCAUACAAGGCUUGUUAUCUACUACUGCAUCGUGAGUGUCCUUCAAGAGGGCGAGUUCGAACGGGCCCGAGCAAAUUGAAGUCCACCGGGCGUACACCAUGCGUGGUCCGUAAGCCCAAGUUCGCGUGUUCAGAAUGAAGAAUGAACAUGGUUAUUAGGACUUGUUGCCUACGGAGACGAAUCAGGCAGCGAAAGCGAAGAGAAUAAGCCCUCCUCCUCCAGAGAUCGUGCUUCACUUGAUGUGAGAGUCUUCAUCGCCGAGCACUCCCAUCGCCGUUUCCCUCUUUGCUGGCUGUCUCUUCCGUUUGGGCCAGGAUCCUCACAUUGGUUCGCCUGAUGGGUCUCGUGUGAAAUCCCGGAAAGACACGCAAGUCCUGAUACGGCGGCAAGCGCCUACGAAAAGCCAUGUUCGGGCGCAUAAAUUGAAUGACAUAGAGGGAUCAGAGACACCACAGAGGUCGUUGUCCCCGAUGGACUUGGAACAGCGGUCGGGCCCUUCGUCCAUUGCAGAUGCAUCCAGUGAAGCAGACGAACUAUCCCGCAUACGGCAUUUACUACGUCCACCACCGAUCGCGGGAGUAGCUGACUGGGGUAUCCCGCCUGAGUCGACGGAACCGUGUGAUCCAGGCAUUCAGGCGAAGGUUGCCCAGUUCAUCGCUCUGAAGAAGGAUCCCCAAAAUCCAAAGCAUUUCAAUGACUCGCUGAUGUCUAACCGAUCGUUCAGGAAUCCGCAUCUGUAUGCCAAGUUGGUGGAGUUUGUGGAUGUCGAUGAAAGAGUCACGAACUUCCCGAAGCAUGUAUGGGACCCGAGUGAUGUGAGGGAAGACUGGUAUGCAGACCGAAUCGCUGAGUACCAGAAAGCCCGGUCGGAGCAGCAGGCUUCAUCCCAGAACUCCGGCAAGCGCUCUCAGAUUGACUUCACCUCCGGGAAAUCAAGCGCCCCUCCCUCUGGUCCGAGGAGCGCUAAUCGACAUCAAGGUGCUAAGGACAGAUAUCAGCCGUAUGGAGGGUUGCAGCACUCGUAUGGAAAUGGUCUUGGGGAGGGUGGGCACAAGAAGCCGCGUGAACGCAGUCGUUGGGGUUAAUGUUCAUGUGGUUACUCUACUGCCCAUCUUGGUACUCCACUGUUCAAUAUAUAACGGUUCUGUACACCAGAAUUGAAUAGAUCCCUGUAGCAGCGUCGUAGCCUGUGCUCUUGGAAUAGUCGACCUUUCUACUACUGAAUGUUUGC
This is a messenger RNA of Gloeophyllum trabeum ATCC 11539, 1234 nucleotides long. Its product is annotated as HCNGP-domain-containing protein. The record is from RefSeq and is a predicted model, not a curated record. Lineage: Eukaryota; Fungi; Basidiomycota; Agaricomycetes; Gloeophyllales; Gloeophyllaceae. The transcript has 5 exons. Gene Ontology annotation, biological process: regulation of DNA-templated transcription. Gene Ontology annotation, cellular component: nucleus. The coding region runs from base 474 to 1088 and encodes 204 amino acids.